AUGGGACUCACCUACAAUACAUACCUCAAUUCCGCAAAGAUCUUUGGGUGCAAGACUUGCAAGACGCAUCUGGCGGACUUUGACGACAUCAUAUCGCGUAACUUUCGAGGGCAGCAUGGAAAAGCAUUUCUCUUCUCCACGGUGGUCAACAUCAAGCAGGCCGAGGCAAUGGAACGUAAUAUGACCACCGGCAGACACAUUGUGCGUGACAUCAAGUGCAAACAGUGUGACGAGACGGUGGGAUGGAAGUACGACAAGGCUUAUGAGGCCAGCGAGAAGUACAAGGAGGGCAAGUAUAUUCUGGAGUCAGAACUGCUGUGCACCGUCAAUUGA
Messenger RNA from Exophiala aquamarina CBS 119918, 333 nucleotides. RefSeq lists its product as uncharacterized. The record is from RefSeq and is a predicted model, not a curated record. The transcript is spliced from 2 exons. Lineage: Eukaryota; Fungi; Ascomycota; Eurotiomycetes; Chaetothyriales; Herpotrichiellaceae. Bases 1 to 333 code for a protein of 110 amino acids. Gene Ontology annotation, cellular component: ubiquitin ligase complex.